ACUGCAAGCGCUGCCACCUGAGGAGCCUGGUAGCCAAGGCAGCGGCAGGCUCAACCCAGAUCUCGCGAGACGGAGCAGGCCUCGCGAGAUUUGACCACGUCCCUGAGAGGCUGGUGUGUGUUAGUUCAGGGGAUUAUGGGAGGGCUCUGGCAUCCGGGAUGGAGGGGCGUCGCUUGCUGUGGCUGGCGUUGGAUCCACCCUGGGUCUCCAGCCAGGGCUGCAGAGAGCGUAGAGCCGUUUCUUAGGCCAGCGUGGAGUGGGACAGGAGGUGCCGAGAGAGGACUGAGGUGGCUUGGGACAUGGAAGCACUGCAGCCUUCCAGCCCGGCAUCCAGCACUGCAGCCGCCGCGGCGGCCCAAGAGCUCCGACCCUUUCACGCGCGCGCAUGUGGAGGAAUGGCGGCGGCGGAACAAAACGACCCUCACUUACGUGGCCGCUGUCGCCGUGGCCAUGCUGGGGGCGUCCUACGCUGCCGUACCCCUUUAUCGGCUCUAUUGUCAGACUACUGGACUUGGAGGAUCAGCAGUUGCAGGUCAUGCCUCAGACCAGAUUGAAAACAUGGUGCCUGUUAAGGAUCGAAUCCUUAAAAUUAGCUUUAAUGCAGAUGUGCAUGCAAGUCUCCAGUGGAACUUUAGACCUCAGCAAACAGAAAUAUAUGUGGUGCCAGGAGAGACUGCACUGGCGUUUUACAGAGCUAAGAAUCCUACUGACAAACCAGUAAUUGGAAUUUCUACAUACAAUGUUGUUCCAUUUGAAGCUGGACAGUAUUUCAAUAAAAUACAGUGCUUCUGUUUUGAAGAACAAAGGCUUAAUCCCCAAGAGGAAGUAGACAUGCCAGUGUUUUUCUACAUUGAUCCUGAAUUUGCUGAAGAUCCAAGAAUGAUUAAUGUUGAUCUUAUCACUCUUUCUUACACUUUUUUUGAAGCAAAGGAAGGGCACACGUUGCCAGUUCCAGGAUAUAAUUGAAGUCAGCAACUAAGUCUUCCUUCAAAGUUGAUUUUUGGGAAAAUCAUGUAUCCUGUCUUCUCAAAGGAGAAAUACUGUACAAUAAUAUGAAGUCUUAUAUUUUAAAUAAUUUUUCUCAACUAAUUUAUUUCACUUAAAAUUGAGAGAACAAGUUCAGCUUUUGUCAUAAGAAACCCACAUACCUAGCUAGAAUAUAUGAUUGACUAUUCAAUACCAUACUGAAGAGUUUGAUAGUAUUAAAAUAAGCCAUUUUGUUUUUUAAAUAUGCAGGCAUGGGUUCAUCUUAAUUCUAUAAUUCCCUUCCAGAUUAUUAACUCUUCAUACUUACAGCAAUGAAUCUGACAAUGUUUUUCAAAAGUGUAUGAUCCGGGUUAUUUGUUUCAAGUCAUAGGCCAGAACUUCUGACCAUGUUUAUUAUAUCUAAAAGAGUUGGUUGCUGUUUUCCUUAUGAACAGUCAGUAUUUUAAAAGCUCAAAGUAGAAGAGGAGUCACUAAGUCCAACAGCUUGUCCAAAGAUUUAAAUUCUUAUUUCAAAUUUGAUUUGUGCUUUAAGAUUUAGGGCUAUUUUAUAUUCAGAGUUCUGAAUAGAUGAUUACUUUGAAAUUGUAGUAUCAUGAAAUUGAAAUAAAAUACAUCUAGGCUACUAGCCAAAGUGUCAUCAUUACAAGCCCAUGAAUGUUAAAAUGUACAGGUGGGAUUGUGAAGAUUUACUGACAUCAAAAGUUCUUCUGGAAAAAAACCUUUGUAAAAAAAAAAAACAUAUUAAAUUAUUUUAAUAGUGAUUUAUUUGUCAUCAAAUGUACAACUUAUUCUAAAUAUUUUCAUUUUCUGUGUUCCAAAUAGAAAUGUUAAGUUGCAGUAAAAAGAGAAAAAAAGACUAUUUAGCAUUACAAAGAAUCAUAUUUCAAGGCCGCCCAAUGUAGAGUCCAGUGACCUGUUCAGGACACCUGAAAUACAAUUAAAUGACAAUCAUCAAGGUUUUAACAAUUUACAGUUCUAAACCAGAGUAUUAUAAAGAAGUGCAAAUUGACUUUUACAUUCAACUUUAGUUAAAUGAAGGCACUCAGUAUUCUUCCUGAAUAAUACAUUCAAUUUCUCACAUUUUAUGCUUUCAUCUAUUCAGAAUUAUUUUGUAGUAAAAUAAUCUACUCUUACCACACCUGUGUGACGAUUUCUAAAUGUAGGAGGGCCUGUGAAAUAUAUGACACUGCAGUUAAAUUGGUUGGCCUAAGGACUAAGUAAUUUUUCUGCUGCUGAAGUUUUAAGUGAGUAUUUGUUCCCAAGAAGUUCUGUUGAAAUCUCACGCUGUUGUCAGGAAUCAGUGUUAUCCUGGAACUGUUAUUCUUCUAUUUAAUCUUCAUCAUAGCAGAAAUGUUCCAGCGUGGCUUUGACAUGGUGGCAGGUAUUGUCUUCCAGGCUUCAAAGCUGCACAGUCUACCCUUUAGAGAGUUGGCACCUUUGAUGUGGCUAGUGAGCUGAUCAUCCACUUUCUUCUAAAAUAAAGAGAAGAAAAUAGCCAGUA
This is a messenger RNA of Mandrillus leucophaeus (drill), 2488 nucleotides long. Its product is annotated as cytochrome c oxidase assembly protein COX11, mitochondrial. Gene Ontology annotation, cellular component: mitochondrial inner membrane. The transcript has 4 exons. The coding region runs from base 136 to 966 and encodes 276 amino acids. Gene Ontology annotation, molecular function: copper ion binding. The record is from RefSeq and is a predicted model, not a curated record. NCBI's taxonomy places the organism in Eukaryota, Metazoa, Chordata, Mammalia, Primates, Cercopithecidae.